Messenger RNA from Carassius auratus (goldfish), 2208 nucleotides. RefSeq names its product leucine carboxyl methyltransferase 2 (gene lcmt2). Bases 130 to 2172 code for a protein of 680 amino acids. The record is from RefSeq and is a predicted model, not a curated record. The transcript is spliced from 14 exons. Gene Ontology annotation, biological process: wybutosine biosynthetic process; tRNA methylation. Lineage: Eukaryota; Metazoa; Chordata; Actinopteri; Cypriniformes; Cyprinidae. Gene Ontology annotation, molecular function: protein binding; tRNA methyltransferase activity.
GUACAUGCGCUUUCGGCUCUGAUUUUAUGAAACGCUUUUAUCAUAGAAUGAUGAGCACCCGCUUCCGCUUUUGUGCUGCCUUCCUUGUUGUUUCCACACUUCAGGCUGCCUCCACGUGUGUUCAGAGUUAUGCCAGUCAACAGCCGGAGAUCGCAAGGAAAAGAUGCUGCUGUGCAGGGGACUAAUGACAGCAGUGUGGUCAGUAAGGUGUCAGCCGCAGCACAGGGCUACUUCCACGAUGAUUUCCAGAAGCAUUUUGUGUGCAAGGUGUCAAGAAGAGCUCCACUGAUUAAUAGAGGUUAUUACGUGCGCUGGAAAGCAGUCGAUUACUGUCUGAAACAGUUUUUCAAUGCCACUCAAUCCUGCUCGAGGAGACAGAUUCUGUCACUUGGAGCUGGGUUUGACUCCUUGUAUUUCCGGCUGCAUGCAGAAGGAGCCCUUAGAGGCGUCACAGUUUUCGAGGUUGACUUUCCAGAAGUUGCCCGGCGCAAGGCUGCCUUGAUCAAUAGCAAUACUUGCUUGAAGGACACGUUGCCAGAUAGGGAGACUUCCUCAAAUCAGCAGACAAAUGCUGUGUUCAUCAGAAGUGGUCAUUAUAAUCUGAUUGGUGUGGAUGUCAGGAAGGAGCAGGAGGUGGAGGUGACUCUGAGCGGAGCUGGACUACAGUGGGACGCUCCCACACUUGUCUUGUCAGAGGUCGUGCUGACUUAUAUGGAAACACAAUGGUCAGAUGCUGUGAUUGGCUGGGCUGCCAAGUUACUCCCACAGUCUGUGUUUGUGAUGUAUGAACAGAUCCACCCAGAUGACCCGUUUGGCAGGGUCAUGCAGAACCACUUUUUGAAGCUCAAUUCUACCAUACACGCUCUCAAACAAUAUCCAGACACUGUCGCUCAGACGCAGAGAUUCAUACAGAAGGGCUGGGAAAAAUGUGUCUGUCUGGAUAUGAACAAGUUCUACUUUGACCUUAUACUUGAAGAUGAGAGGCAGAGAGUCGAGGGACGGGAGCCUUUUGAUGAGUUUGAGGAAUGGAACCAGAAAUGUUCCCAUUACUUCAUCCUUACAGCCUCCAAAGGCUCUACGACCAAUCAAGCACUUCUCACACUUCCGAAUGUGUCCUCCAUCCCUCACAUGACUCCUCAGUGGGCCGAGCACCCUCCAUUGGUUAUUCAGCCCAUGUGUGGGUCUCCGAGUAUAGAGGCCAUUGGUAUGGCUUCUGCUGUUCUGGCACCUGGAAUCAUCUUACUCACUGGAGGCUUUGGGAGAAGUGGAAGAGACACAGCAGCGAGGGUCCUGAUCAAAGAGAAGGAUGGCUGGAAGUGUGUCUGUGUGGAAGCUCAUGGAGAUCAAGUGGUUAGUGUUUAUCAGACGUUGACCUCUAUCCCUGGACGUGGAGCCGUCCUCUUCGGUGGCAGAACUUCUCCACUCAAUCCAACAGGCAGUGUGGUGUGUGUGACCUUUGACCCUGGUAACGAGCAAUCCCAAAGUGCUGUACAGCUGUCAUUUAGGAACAUGGUUUGCACCGGCACUGGUCCAAAACCACGAUGGCGACACACAUCAACCUUGAUAUGCUAUAAAGAUAAGACCUUUCUAUUUGUGUUUGGAGGACGUACAGAGAAGGAUCCAGUUCUAAGUGAUGCACAUUUCCUGUGUUUGGAGGACAAACACUGGACUGAGAUGACAGUUGUUGGUGCUGUUCCGGAAGCCCGUCAUUCCCAUUCUGCUUGCCCCUAUGGAGGGGGGCUUUUAAUAUUUGGAGGUUUGGGGAAAGGUGGCAGACCUCUCUGUGAUGCUUUCUACCUGAGACACACAUCAUCAGGUUUCUGUUGGGAGACAAAGAAUUUACAUCCACCCCCAAUUCCCAGAUAUUCUCACUCAGCCCAUGUAGUAAAUGAGAAGUUGGUUGUGGUUGGUGGAGUUUGGCUUCAGGCUGAUGGAGUACCAGGAGUUGCUGUAAUAAAUCUGAGCACUGGGAGCUGUGUGGAGAUCCCGCUGGAUACUUCAUCUGUGCCUUGGCCUUUGAUGUUGCAUUCAUUCUGCUCUGAGCUGCUGGACUCUGAGGGGUCUGAGAUGGUGCUCAUUGGUGGAGGUGGAAAUUGUUUCUCAUUUGGAACUCACCUCAAUCUCCACCCCGUAACUGUAGAUCUAAGACAAAUACUUUGCAAUUCAUAUUAGUCCAAUUACAAACUACAAACAGGCAACAAAUGUGUU